This is a messenger RNA of Lichtheimia ornata, 684 nucleotides long. RefSeq lists its product as uncharacterized. Lineage: Eukaryota; Fungi; Mucoromycota; Mucoromycetes; Mucorales; Lichtheimiaceae. Gene Ontology annotation, molecular function: ubiquitin conjugating enzyme activity. Gene Ontology annotation, cellular component: nucleus. Gene Ontology annotation, biological process: protein polyubiquitination. The transcript is spliced from 5 exons. Bases 1 to 684 code for a protein of 227 amino acids. The record is from RefSeq and is a predicted model, not a curated record.
AUGAGCUCUUCAGCUGGUGCUCGCACUGCCAAGAAGGCUACCAAGGAAUCAAAAGAAUCUGACGCACCAGCACCUCCUGCUGCUGCUGCUCCCACAGCGUCUUCAAGUGAACCAACCAAUGACACUACGAAUUCAACCGCAUCGUCCACCAAUCGUAAACGAUCUGCACCUUCACCUCCCACAGCUACCGCCGCUACCACCCCCACCACCAAGAAAGCUAAAAAGAAAGACCCAUUCAAAGGCUUAAGUCCUGGUGCUAAACGUAUUUCCAAGGAGUUGGCAGAGAUUUCCCUUGAUCCACCCGCCAACUGCAGUGCUGGUCCUAAGAGUGACAAUUUGUUUGAUUGGGUAUCGACCAUUGCUGGACCUUCUGGUUCCCCUUAUCAAGGUGGUAUCUUUUUCUUGGAUGUUCAUUUUCCUGAGGAGUAUCCAUUCAAGCCUCCCAAGAUCACAUUCCGAACUCGCAUUUAUCACUGCAACAUUAAUAGCCAAGGUGCUAUUUGCUUGGAUAUCCUCAAGGAUAAUUGGUCACCAGCACUAACCAUCUCCAAGGUGUUGCUUUCCAUUUGUUCAUUGUUGACCGACCCCAAUCCUCAUGAUCCACUUGUUGGUAGCAUUGCGCAAGAAUAUCUUACUGAUCGUGAGACGCAUGAUCGCCACGCACGUGAAUGGACCAAGCGGUAA